GACUUUAUUCUCUUCCUCCCUCUCAAUCUUUCUCUAUUGCUAAUACUUUAUAACUUUGCUAGCUAACUCAAAAGCGUGUUGUUUGAAACCUCAAACUCCAAUUAUAAGCCAUCCCAAAGAUCUCUCUUAUUUUUUCAUUCAUUCUCAGCACACACAACAACGAUGAUGUUCAAUUCAAAUCUUCUAAGAAAUCUCUCCCUCUUACUAUUAUUCUUCUUCUUCUUCUUGUCGUGCGUGUCCUCCACAAACACCCUCUUCACCCAACAAUUCAAAGAAGCACCUCAAUUCUACAACUCCCCAAAAUGUCCUUCUCUUUCCGACACCCAACAUUCAAACCUAUUAUGCUCCGAACAAGCUGUCCACGUGGCAAUGACGCUGGACACCACAUACAUCCGAGGUUCGAUGGCGGCGAUCCUCUCCGUUCUCCAACACUCCUCCUGCCCCCAAAACGUCUUCUUCCACUUCGUCUGCUCCUCCAACGCCUCCCUCCUACGCGCCACAAUCGCCACCUCCUUCCCCUACCUCAAUUUCCAAAUCUACCCCUUCCACGACCACCUCGUUUCCGGCCUCAUCUCCACCUCAAUCCGCGCCGCACUCGAUUGCCCCCUGAACUACGCGCGCAGCUACUUCCCCACCCUAAUCCCACGCUGCGUCAAGCGCGUGGUGUACCUCGACUCCGACCUCGUACUUGUCGACGAUAUCGCCAAACUGGCAGCCACGCCGCUGGGAGAACAUAGUGUGCUGGCGGCGCCGGAAUACUGCAACGCGAACUUCACCUCCUACUUCACGCCCACGUUCUGGUCGAACCCUUCGCUGUCACUGACGUUCGCGGAGCGGAGAGCCUGUUACUUCAACACGGGGGUGAUGGUGAUUGAUUUGGAACGGUGGCGCGUGGGGGAGUACACGAGGAAGAUCGAAGAGUGGAUGGAGGUUCAGAAGAGGAUGAGAAUCUACGAACUGGGUUCGUUGCCGCCGUUUUUGCUUGUGUUUGCGGGGAACAUUGUUCCGGUGGAUCAUAGGUGGAACCAGCACGGUCUCGGAGGAGACAACUUUCGUGGUCUGUGUCGGGAUCUUCACCCUGGUACUGUUAGUUUGUUGCAUUGGAGUGGGAAGGGUAAACCCUGGGUCAGAUUGGACGCUAACAGACCUUGUCCUCUCGAUGCUCUUUGGUCACCUUAUGAUCUUUUACGCACCCCAUUUUCUCUCGAUUCUUGAUAAACAUAAAAUCAAAUGUGAAUAUCUUUCUCAAGAUGCCUUCUUUCAUCACAAUCCAAGUUUCAUCCUUAAAAUUCUACACUUUGAUGUCUUCCACAUGCUUUUAUUAUGCAUGUGAUGAUGAAGGUGAAACUUUAGUUUUGGCUCAGACACAGUACGAAGAUGUCUGAUAAUGUCUAAAUUUUGUUAUUUUGAUACAUGCGUAACAUGGCUGUAAACAGAGGUUAGUUUCUCUGCUGUUCAAGUGUAAUUAAAGUUAAUAAUACGUGAAAAGAUGAGUGGGGUUUGUGAAUUUUUCUUUUUA
Vigna umbellata (rice bean) is the source of this 1519-nucleotide messenger RNA. RefSeq names its product Nucleotide-diphospho-sugar transferases superfamily protein (gene PARVUS). Gene Ontology annotation, cellular component: Golgi apparatus. Gene Ontology annotation, molecular function: glycosyltransferase activity. The record is from RefSeq and is a predicted model, not a curated record. Lineage: Eukaryota; Viridiplantae; Streptophyta; Magnoliopsida; Fabales; Fabaceae.